Messenger RNA from Aureococcus anophagefferens, 461 nucleotides. RefSeq lists its product as hypothetical. The record is from RefSeq and is a predicted model, not a curated record. Gene Ontology annotation, cellular component: COPII-coated ER to Golgi transport vesicle; endoplasmic reticulum. The transcript is spliced from 2 exons. The annotation marks the transcript as partial. Lineage: Eukaryota; Pelagophyceae; Pelagomonadales; Pelagomonadaceae.
GCUUUGCACCCGCGCCGCUCAGCGAAUACGCGGAGAUGCGCAACGAUCUCUGUGGCUGCAUGGGCCGCAUCCUGACGGACGACGCGCCGCACCGCAAGCUCGCGACCAUCGACGUGCGCCACGCGCGCACGGACACGCUCGACGGCGAGGACUACUACCACGACGACUACCACUACGCCUACCAGCACUUCGUCCACAUCGUGCCCACGAAGUACAACCUCGGCGUCUUCUGGCGCGACCGCUUCGCGGCCUUCCAGACGCUCCACAGCCACCACCUCCUCAAGUACGCCGAGCACGUCCCGCCGGAGGCGCGCUUCUCCUACGACAUCUCGCCCAUGGCCGUCGUCGUCGACACGGUCCGCGUCAAGUGGUACGACUUCCUCACGUCCCUCCUCGCGAUCGUCGGCGGCACCUUCGCCCUCUUCAAGCUGGCCAACGACACCGCGGCGCGGCUCUUCUAG